AUGUCUAGUGCUACUACAGCUACUUUACCUACUUCUAUAAUGACUCCAUCCGCAACAACUUCUCCCAUAAUUCCUUCAAUUCAUUCAUCAACAACAACAACAACUACUAAUACCACUACUACUACUACUACAUUGACAUCGUCUUCUCCUUCUUCUUCUUCUCCAAAAAUCCCUCAACCUUCACGUCAUGAAAAGAAAUCUAGAGCUCAACAAUUGAAGAAAUUGGAACGAUCUUUACAAAAAUUUGUUCAUCAACCAAAUAAUUCAACUAUAUUACGUCGAAGUUUAAUUCCUUUCCUAAGAAUAAAUGAUUUAGAAAAAUUCCAAGAUGAAAAGAAUUUCAUUCCUUUGAUGUUGAGUUGGUGGAAUCAAUUAUUAACAAAUAAAUUUAAUAAUAAAAGAAAUGAAUUAUUGGAAUGUAUUUCAAGAUUAUUACCUUUGGAUUUACAUGAUAAUAUAAUGUUGGAAAGAACUUAUCAAUUUUGUUUAAGUCUACUUAAUAAUUCUAAAACUUUAACAACUUCCCAUUCAGCAUUCAUUGGAAAAGUUUUUGCAUAUUGUUUUUAUAAAACUAAGAAUCAAGAGAUUCUAUCCCUUUUAAAUCCUAAAAAUUGUAAAGUUUUAAGUUCUUUUAUAUAUCAUUUUGUUUUAAUUAUUAAGAAGUAUAAUAGUAAUGGUCAAGAUUUGGUAUUUAUUAGAAAUAAAAUCUAUCAUACUUUAAGACAAUCAAUAUUGGUAACUAUAAAUCCUCCUCCUCCAAUACGUACACCUCCACAACAGUCAUCAUCUUCUUCCACCACCACCACCACCACCACAUCAACAUCAACACCUUCUCAACGACUGCAACUGCCGCCAAAACAACAACCAUCAUCUCAGCAAACAGUACAACCUACUCUGGGAUCCAUUGCACAACCUGUACUUAAUCAACAAUCACCUCAUACAGGCAUAUUCAGAGUAGUACGAUCUUUAAUUUUCAGAGCAAAAUCUAAUGAUCCAAUAACUGCAUCCAUUGUUAAAACAGUUGAUGAUUGUUUGAUGUCAAUUGCAAAAGAAACUUCUAUUCAUGACGUUAAUAGAAAUGGUAUAUUAUUAAACAUAGUUGGUGAGUUUAUUAAUCAUAUAAAUAUCCAACAAUAUUUAUCCAUUGAAGAAGAUGAGGAAGAAGUUGAAAAAGUAACACAGGAAAAUCCAGAAGAUCGAUUUAUUUCUGUUAUAGAUUGGGAAUUUUGGUUAAGUUGUAACUAUAUGAUGAUUCAUCAUUGUGAUCAUGUUCAAAUUUUACUUAAAAGUUUUACAUUUUUAUUCAAUACUUGGGAUAUGAUUCCUGAUUCAUUAUGUUUGAAUAAAAAACCUGGUGAACCAUUUAAAUGGAUUAUGAAUUUACAAGAUUCAAUUAAAACAAAUUUUGUUAAUCAUUGUUUAGCUAGUGAUGAAAAUUUUAUUCGUUUAAUGAUUCAUUGGAAUCCAUUGGUUCGUUCAUAUUAUAUUAAAUUAUUAGUAUGGAGAAUCAUUGGUAUUAAUAAUUAUCAAUCAUCAAUUAAAAUUCAAAUGACUGGAAAUAUUCAAAUGAAAUUAUUUCAAUCAUUUAAAUUUUUAGAAAAUUUCACCAUUUUAUAUGAUGGAAAUUUAGAUUUGAAUUAUAAACCUGAUAAUCCUUUGGUUAAUAGAAAAUUUGGUAUAAUUCCUAUAACAAUUCGUGAUGAUUAUUUGUCAAUUGAUGAAACUAAUGGUAAUUCAGAUUUAUCCAUUCCUGCUACUUUGAAUACUUCACAAUUGAGAAAAACACAUCCAUAUGAAGUUUUAGAUGAUGCUGUUUAUACAUGUUCAAGUUCAGUUCCUAUUAGUGAAGUACGUACUGGACCAACGACUCCAAAGAAAUUAACUAGUAGACUGUCUCCAUCACCAAAAAGAUCUUCUUCAUCACCAUCGAUAUCAACAGCAACUAAUAAUUCAUUGAUGAAUUCAUUAGGCAAAUUAUUCAAAAUAUUGUCUACUGAUGACAAUAAUGCUAACAAUAAACUGAAACUUAAUGAUAUUCAAGAAGAUGAAGAUUAUUCAAGUUCAAAUUGUGCCCCUCCGAAAAUGAAGAGGAAUUCAGUUUCUUUAACUUCAUUAUCUACAGCAUAUUCAUUUAAAUCUAGAUCUUCCAGUCCAAGUAUAAUGUCAUAUAAAUCAAAUCCAACAGAAUCUUCAUCUGUUUCAACUGAUAGUGAUUCUAUUCAAUCUGAAGAUACUAUGAAUUCUAAUUCAACUAAUUCAGUUAAUAAUAUUCAAAAUGUUAAAACAAAUUCAUAUUAUAAUGUUCAACCACCUGAAUUAUCACAAUUACCACCAGAAAUCAUUCGACCAAUGUAUAAAUUUGAUAUUGUUGUUUGUCAUGAAUCAUUGAAUUCGAAAUUUUCCAUAAUUCAUCAUAAGAAUACACUUGUUAAUCAAAGAAGAUUAAUGCAUAGUAAGAAUAAUGAUGGUACAUAUUGUGUUCCAAAAUAUCAACCAACAACUAGUUAUUUCCCAUUGGUUCCUGAAAUUCCAAUGAUUUCAAUUUUUAUUAGUUCUGAUAAUUUUGGUAAUAAUAGGAUUUAUAUUAAUGAAGAAGAUUCAAGUUAUUUAAAUUUAGAACAAUAUCAUCAUGAAUCAAGUAAUGGAUUAUCAUUUAAAGAUUUGAAUUUAAUUCAAGUUUUAAAUUUAGGUAAAUCAAUUAAUGAAUUUAAUGUUGUUGUUGAUGAAUUUAAAAGAUUUUUAAAUAAUAGAGUUGAAAUUGAUUCAAUUAAUCAAGGAAUGAUGAUGAUAUCUCUGGAAUCGGUUUAUUUCAAAAGAAUAAUUCCUUUCUUAUCAGUUGAUUCUUCAAAUGAAAUGAAAUGGUUAAAUGGGAAUUAG
This is a messenger RNA of Candida tropicalis MYA-3404, 2877 nucleotides long. RefSeq lists its product as uncharacterized. Bases 1 to 2877 code for a protein of 958 amino acids. The transcript has a single exon. Lineage: Eukaryota; Fungi; Ascomycota; Pichiomycetes; Serinales; Debaryomycetaceae. The record is from RefSeq and is a predicted model, not a curated record.